GCUUCUCCCCGUUCGCCGUUCCCUUCUCUCUCUGCCCCCGUCUCUCUCCGUGGGUGUGCGUGGUUUCUCGGCAUCUAUAUAUAAGAACUCCACUGGUUCUUCUCACCCCUGGCUCCCUCCCCUCCCUCGCUCUCUCCCCUUCUCCCUCGAGGUCGAGGAAUUUAAUCCGGUCUCCGUCCCGGCCUGGUUCAUUGGAGGGGAGCCCGAACAGGGGAAGGCGGGCUGCACAAACAAGGAAGGAGAGCAGGAGAAGGCGAUCGAUCCAACGGAUUCUUAGAUUAAAAUCGUCUCGCUCUUCGUUCUAUUUUGUUUGAUAUUGAUCGACCUUCGAUUGCCGCCUCCAGUGAUUGAGGCGCCAUGGAAGGAAGUCUCAGGUGAUCAUCUCUAAUCAAUUAGCAUGGAUGAACACAUGGGACGACGGACGGUCGGCGGCCUCCUCUUCACCAAGGGGGGAUCCAUCCUUCUCUUCAGGGAGGACAGCUCCCGCCGCAAGGCCGGCGCUUGCUGCUCGCGCAAUGGCUGCAACGGCACCCGGCAUUCGGCAGACAAAGGCCGGCCAAUGCACAGCCACAGGGAAGCAGCUUCAGCAGCAGCCAAGGAAGCAGCACCAACCCCCCGGAGGUCACAACCUGUCAGGAAACCUCCACAGGGAAGCAGCAAUCCAGCAGGGCCCUGUAGCGAAACCGACAACGGGACGGGAGAGGCGGCGGCUCCCGGUGCCGGGCGUGACCUGCUGGCGCGCCUCAAGGACAGGGUGAACGCGUCGAGGAAGCGGUCGCUGGCCAGGGAGAUGAGCAGCCCAUCGUCAUCGUCCGGUGGAUUCAGUGCCAGUUCUUCUGGUGGUGGCGCCACCCGGUCAUCAGCGGUUUCGAGGCCGACGCGUCGUGCCGCUUCCAGGAUAAGGAAGGCAGAUGAAGGCGAAAGCGCAGGAGGUAGUCGCAGGGUGCCUAGGAGGGACACCGGUGGUGGCGGUGGUGCCAGGGGGAAUUCGGAUGACCCGGUGAUGGUUGGGCAGCGGGCAGCAAGGGAGCAGGCGCCUACCGAAGGGUUCAUCUCUGGGUUCUUGGCGAGGUACAGGGGUAGUCUCCAGGGAGGGUCGUCUCUGCAGGAUGGCGCCGAGGACUCCAGCGGGUACUGGCGCUUUGACGUCGAGGGCAGCGAAGAGCUGGAGAACUACUUCAUGCUCAGCGAUCGGCACCGAGCGAUGAGGAUGGACAUCGAUGGCAUGUCCUACGAGGAAUUGCUCGCGUUGGGUGACCGGAUCGGCACGGUGAACACCGGGCUUUCGGAGGACGCGUUGUACAAGUGCCUGAAACGAAGCCUGUACACGCCCACAGCCCCAGAGACACACCAAGACUGCGACAGAAAAUGCAGCAUAUGCCAGGAGGAGUACUCAGGCGGUGAGGAGGUGGGGAACAUGGCGUGUAAGCACUACUACCACAUCGCCUGCAUACAGCACUGGCUCCGGCAGAAGAACUGGUGCCCCAUCUGCAAAUCCGUCGCCGCCAAGACCGUCUAGCACUAGCAGCCCCUGCUUGUUUAGUGUAAACAGAUUCUCCUGAAAUGUCUAGACACAAGAUUUGUAUUCUUUUUUCCAUUCUCUAGAAUGAAACAUUUGUUUGUGCCUUCAAAACUUCUUGUCUUCCUUCAGUUCACAAGGUACAGUGGACAAAGAAAAAGGGAACAGGAAAUAAACUCUUGAUUAGAUGGUGGGAAAUUUCACUUGCUCA
Molecule: messenger RNA, 1730 nt
Organism: Triticum aestivum (bread wheat)
Lineage: Eukaryota; Viridiplantae; Streptophyta; Magnoliopsida; Poales; Poaceae
Product: E3 ubiquitin-protein ligase RLIM
Exons: 6
Coding region: 398-1519 (373 amino acids)
Molecular function (GO): ubiquitin protein ligase activity
Source: RefSeq, a predicted model, not a curated record